Messenger RNA from Seriola dumerili (greater amberjack), 2991 nucleotides. RefSeq names its product CD209 antigen-like. NCBI's taxonomy places the organism in Eukaryota, Metazoa, Chordata, Actinopteri, Carangiformes, Carangidae. The record is from RefSeq and is a predicted model, not a curated record. Bases 84 to 1631 code for a protein of 515 amino acids. The transcript has 7 exons.
GUGGCAACAGCUGAACAUGAAUGCACUUGUACUGACAGUGAUUUCUUCUUACCUUCUCAGAUCCGAGUGAAACCACUAUCAGAAUGGAUUCAAUGGAAAUUGAUGAUGACAUAUAUAUAAAUAAGAGCCUCACAAUGGAAGGCCUUGUUACCAAAGUGGAUUUUCAGAAAAGAAAACAGCCCUGCAGAUGUGCGACUGUGUGUCUUUGGUUGCUGUGUGCUGUCCUGUUAGCUGGUAAUAUAGCACAAAUUAUCUACUAUGAGAUAAUCACUGGUCGCUCAUCGACUGUGCAGGCCUGUUACAACACUCAAGAGAGCCAGCAUCUCCAAAACGAAAGUGACACCCUGACUGCAGAAAGAGACAAAGCGCAGAGCAAUUAUGAUUCUUUAACUGCAGAGAGGAAACAAUUGGAGACAAGACUGAGCAACCUGACUAAAGAAAAAGACGAGCUGCAGCAAAGCUUCAGUUCUGUGACUGCAGAAAGAGACAAAGUGCAGAACAAUUAUGAUUCUUUAACUGCAGAGAGGACACAAUUAGAGACCAGACUGAGCGACCUGACUAAAGAAAAACACGAGCUGCAGCAAAGCUUCAAUUCUGUGACUGCAGAGAGAGACAAAGUGCAGAACAAUUAUGAUUCUUUAACUGCAGAGAGGACACAAUUAGAGACCAGACUGAGCGACCUGACUAAAGAAAAAAACGAGCUGCAGCAAAGCUUCAGUUCUGUGACUGCAGAAAGAGAUGAGUUCAAGGCCGGUUUCAACAAUCUGAAAAACGUACGAGACCGCUUACAAGCAAAUUACAGCGCCUUAAAACAACAGAGCGACCAGUUACGGACGAGCUAUAACGACAUGCAGAGAAAUCUUGAAGGGUUACAGACUAAACACAGUAAUGUGACAGCGACUAAAGACCGGCUACAGGCCAAAUACAGUAACCUGCAAAGACAAAAAGAUGAGUUACAGACUCGUUUCGGGACGCUGAUAGCAAACAUAGAUCAGUUACAGACCAAUUACUCCUCACUGAGGAGGGACAAGGACCAGUUGCAAAGGAGCUACAAUACCCUGAGUGCAAGUAAAAAUAGCAUUGAGACCAGCUACAAUUCACUGUGGAAAGAAAAAGAUCAAUUGCAAAGCAGAUAUAAUUCUCUGUGGAGGGCAAAAGACUGGUUACAGACCAAUUACAGCAGUUUGUUGGCAGACAGAGACCAGUUACAGGACAGGGCCGAAAGGCUGAAGGUUAAAUUAAGGGGUGUUCCCUGUAAGUUAGGCUGGAAGAAGUUUGAUAUCAGCUGUUAUUUCAUUUCAACCAUGAAGAGGAACUGGACGGAAAGCAGAAAAUCCUGCAAGGCCCAGGGAACAGAUCUGGUGGUCAUAGAAAGCAGGGAGGAACAGGUAUUUGUUAACGGGGUCCUGAAGAAAGGCCAAAAUGCCUGGAUUGGUCUGACUGACAAACAAAAAGAGGGGAACUGGAUGUGGGUGGACGGCACCCCACUCAUCACAAAGUUCUGGCAGAUCGGCCAGCCCAACAGCUACAACGGGAACCAGGACUGUGCAGAAAUCGUGCAGGACACAUCACUGGGGGAAUGGAACGACGACGGCUGUUUCGCUGAACAGAUCUGGAUCUGUGAGAAUUAAGAUCCCAAUGAUUUACACUGUUGACAAAGGUGUGUGGCUUUGGACUGUCUAAUGUUUAUCUUGAAUGUUUAAGCCUGGUGAUUCACUUUAUUGUUCAACUGUCAACAAACCCUGUGAAAAGACGAAACCAACUGAGUCAAUCCCACAAACACGUAUUGUGUGUAUCUGUGCAUGCGCGCGCGUGUGUGUGUGUGUGUGUGUGUGUGUGUGUGUGUGUGUGUGUGUGUGUGUGUGUCUUAUUCCUCUGUGCCACAGACCUCAGUUUUUGUACACAAACUAUAAAAAAACAUGUCAGUGACCCACACUAUUGCACUGGGUGACAUGUUCUUUCAUUAGCAUAAACACACACACAUUGUAGAUCAUUUUCACUCCCACACAUACCAUCCUGUCAUCUGAAAUUACUCAUCCGCAGCUGAAAAUAGUCCCCAACAAAUGCAGUAUUUCCUUCUGUUUGAGUAAUGUUUGCUAAAACCUGCAGUGCUCAGCUAUUUUAGGAAAUUACAGAGCCAUUUUAAAAAACGAUAACACACUGUACAUUCUUGUGUACUCUUUGUAAAGCUUGUCAUCUUCAGUGGAAACCAGUGGGCUCAGAGCCGAGUACCACAAAAGAAGUCGGAAAGUACUGAGAGACAAACACAUCGUCGGUUUUAGUCUUUUUUUAAAGGGAUUUGUUGACAACAAAACAUAUUUCUCACAUUUCCAGUCUUAUAGUUGGAUGUCGUCCUGUAGAUAGCUUUGGUGUUAUUUGCUAAGGUUUGGUUUUUACAACUAAAAAAAACGAAAUGGAAUUUGCGUUUGUGCUAUGUGUUGUUGCUGUUACAAUCAGAAAGUGUCACUUUAAUUCUGGCUAAUCCACAGAAAACAAUAUAGAUUUUCAUAGAACUAUAAGACAAGCUCCAAAUGCUUUUUACAUUUUUUUUUUUUUUGAAAUUUAAAGCAGUAUUUUAUAAUGUGUUUUUCUUUUAAGCUGUAACCGCUGUGAUGCUUUAAUAGACACAUCACAUGGCAGGAAGGAGGACAUACACAAAUGGGCUGUGCACCCAUUCUUCACUGAUAGGCUACAGUUUAACCAAAAUCAUUACAUUUUGUUUUUUUUUCAGCAAUAUACAAUUUUUCUUUUUACUUUUUGUGUUUUUUGACAUUUAAACUGAUGCAGAGAAUAUCUAAUAUUUUCAUUAAUGUAAUAUUUAGUUGAUGAUUUAUGUUUCUUGAUUGUACAAAAACUGAUUUUGCUCUCCUAUAAUAUUCUGUGGCCUUUGGCAUAGCUUGAGAAUCUGUGUGAUUAAUUAAUUAAGUAUGUAAAUUAAUGUAUAUUACAAACAAUACAUGCCUCAAAACACAUAAAUACAGCAUUUGCAUA